Molecule: messenger RNA, 3233 nt
Organism: Anolis carolinensis (green anole)
Lineage: Eukaryota; Metazoa; Chordata; Lepidosauria; Squamata; Anolidae
Gene: rnf167
Product: ring finger protein 167
Exons: 10
Coding region: 243-1334 (363 amino acids)
Source: RefSeq, a predicted model, not a curated record
UCCCACCGACAUGCGAGGCCCCGCCCACCGUUGGAGCGAGCAGAAGAGGCGGAAGUAAACAAGGCGGGCGCUUCCGGAAGAGGCGUGGCUUGGUGCUGUGGGCCUGUUCCCUCCGGUGAGGCCUUCCUUCUCCCGGGCGAGGACGAGGGGCGAGCGGCGGAGACACGGACGACCCCGGCCCCUCAGUCGAGAGCCCAUGAGGCGGGGGGCCUGAGCCCCGCCAAGGACGGGAAGGAGUCGUCAUGCAGAGUCUGCACCCGCUUUCCUUGGUGGCCGCGCUGGCCCUCCCGGUUUGGUUGCUGAUGGAGCUUCCGGCCACGAGCGGCUACAUCCAUGCGAUGUCGGACCACAACACCAGCAUGGACUUCUCCGACCUGCCGGCCAUGUUUGGGAGCCCCUUGCCCCGCGAGGGACUGGUGGCCUAUUUGGUGGAAUCUCGCCCGGCCAACGCCUGCCAGCCCUUGGAGGGCCCCCCCAACAACAGGAGCCUCUUCGUGGCCCUCGUGCAGCGGUACGACUGCAACUUCGACAUCAAGGUCUUCCAUGCCCAGCAGGCCGGCUACUCUGCGGCCAUCGUCCACAACGUGGGUUCAGACAACCUCCUCAACAUGGUCUGGGAUGAUGAGCAUCUGCACAAACUCAUCACCAUCCCUUCCGUCUUCAUUGGCGAAACGGCCGCCACGUACCUGCGCAGGUUCUUCACUUACGAAAAAGAGGGCCAAGUGAUCCUGAUCCCAGAGUACAUCUUCCCGCUGGGCUACUACCUCAUCCCCUUCACGGGGGUCGUGGGCAUCGUCUUCGCCGUCAUGUGCACCAUCCUGAUUGUGCGCUGCAUCCAGCACCGGAAGCGCAUGCGGAGGAACCGCCUCUCGAAGGAGCAGCUGAAGAAGAUCCCCAUCCACAAGUACCGGAAAGGGGACGAGUAUGACGUCUGUGCCAUCUGCCUGGAGGAGUACGAGGACGGGGAGCGCCUGCGGAUCCUGCCUUGCUCUCAUGCCUACCACUGCAAGUGCGUGGACCCGUGGCUGACGGGCACCAAGAAGACCUGCCCGGUGUGCAAGCAGCGCGUCCUGCGCUCCUCCCAGGACUCGGACUCCGAGGCCGAAGAGAACGACGAUGGCGGCGAGAGCGACCCCCCCGGGGCCACGGCUGCCCCCUCGGCUGACCCUGACCGAGGCCGAGCGGAAGGUCAAGAGGAAGAGGAGGGGGAGGGGGAGGGGGCCGGGGACUCGGAGCGCACCCCCCUGCUGCGCCCCUCCCCCUCGGCCGGGACCCCCUCCUUCGGCAGCAUGGCCCACUCCCCGCCCCCCGCGGAGGCCCCCCUCCUGGUCUAGGGCCACAGACCCCAAAGCGGCCCCCCAUUUGAGGAGGGGUCUCCCAGGGGUCCCUUCCCCUCCCUCCUGCUCUGCUUUUGACCACUGAGCUUCCAAUAGGUAUUUUGUUUAACUUUUCAGGGAACAAAGGAAAGGCGUUCAUGGCAGUGACCCCUUGAAUUGGGGAGGGGGCUUCUCCUCCUAGCAUUCACUGUGUUUAAAAGACCCCCUCCCCCCUUUACAAGGGUCUAUAGGUCCAUAUUAACCUGUCUUUUGCAGGUGAAGUUUGGGAGGAGGAGGAGAAUUCCAUUUAAUAGCAGUGACCCCUUGAAUUGGGGAGGGGGCUUCUCCUCCUAGCAUUCACUGUGUUUAAAAGACCCCCUCCCCCUUUACAAGGGUCUAUAGGUCCAUAUUAACCUGUCUUUUGCAGGUGAAGUUUGGGAAGAGGAGAGUAGCAUUUCAUGGGGGGGGAGGUCUCACAUUAAAUUGGGGAGGGGGCUUCUUCUAGAAAUCACUAUUUUUAGAAGACCCCCUUACAAAGGUCUAUAGGUCCAUAUUACCUGUCUUUUGCAGGUGAAGCUUUGGAGGAGGAGAAUUCCAUUUAAUAGCAGUGACCCCUUGAAUUGGGGAGGGGUCUUCCACCUGUUGCAUUCACUGUGUUUAGAAGACCCCCAUUCAUAUGUAUAGACCCAUAUUACCUGUCUUUUGCAGGUAAAGUUUUGGAGGAAGAUGAUAGCAUUUAAUGGGGGUCACACAUUUAAUUGGGGAGGGGGCUUCUUCUAGAAAUCACUAUUUUUAGAAGACCCCCGUACAAAGGUCUAUGAGUCCCUAUUAUCUGUCUUUUGCAAGUUUUGGAGGAGGAGAGUAGCAUUGAUGGGGGGGUCACACCUUGAAUUGGGGAGGGGGCUUCUCUUAGCAUUCACUGUGUUUAAAAGACCCCCUCCCCCCUUUACAAGGGUCUAUAGGUCCAUAUUAACCUGUCUUUUGCAGGUGAAGUUUGGGAAGAGGAGAGUAGCAUUUCAUGGGGGGGGUGGUCUCACAUUAAAUUGGGGAGGGGGCUUCUUCUAGAAAUCACUAUUUUUAGAAGACCCCCUUACAAAGGUCUACAGGUCCAUAUUACCUGUCUUUUGCAGGUGAAGCUUUGGAGGAGGAGAAUUCCAUUUAAUAGCAGUGACCCCUUGAAUUGGGGAGGGGGCUUCCUCCUGUAGCAUUCACUAUGUUUAGAAGACCCCCACACAAAGGUCUAUGUCCAUAUUACCUGUCUUUUGGAGGUGACGCUGAGGUGGCAGAGUCGGAACAAAAGGCCUUGACUUCCUUUAUUUGGGGGUCCGCGACCCCUUUUGUCUCCCCCCCCCUUCCUAAUCAAUUUGGGGAGGGGGUCCGUUAUUAUUGCAAGCCUGGUUCCUCUUUUUGCACAGAUGCCCCCUCCCCUCAUUUACACUUUUGCACUUUGGGUUCUGUGCCAAGGAGGGAGAGCGAGGGAGGAGGUGGUCUUUGCAUUUGCUUUGGAGCGUAAGACCCCUCCCCACCAGAGAGCAGCCCCCUCCCCAGUGAGGCCACCCAGCCCUCCCCCCUCCCCAAAGAGGAACUUUCUAACACUACUUACCUUGGGGUUUCUAUCCUAGUUUGGGCCCCUCUCUCUUUGGGGAAGGGGUUUUUCCUCGGGGGUCUUCUUCCCCAAAGCCCCCUCCCCGGGACCAAAGCCUCCCCCCCCUCCUCCUGUUUUGCUGCUGCGGCUCCUCGGCCUCCGACUCAGAAAGAGAGUUUUUACUGUAAAUGACUUCUUUUAUUUUUAAAUGUACAGAUUAUGGAACCAAAAGGGGAGGGGGCUCGGAUGCUUUUGAGGGAGGGGCCGCGGAACAGCCAGGGGGGGGGGUUCUCUUGGGGAGGGUCACUCUAUUAAAAACGGUUUCAAACGAA